AUGGGGAAUGGAAAAAUCUUGUGUCAGCCUGACAUCACCUGCCAGCCUGACAUCACCUGCCAGCCUGACAUCACCUGCCAGCCUGACAUCACCUGCCAGCCUGACACCACCUGCCAGCCUGACAUCACCUGCCAGCCUGACAUCACCUGCCAGCCUGACAUCACCUGUCAGCCUGACAUCACCUGCCAGCCUGACAUCACCUGCCAGCCUGACAUCACCUGCCAGCCUGACAUCACCUGCCAGCCUGACAUCACCUGCCAGCCUGACAUCACCUGUCAGCCUGACAUCACCUGCCAGCCUGACAUCACCUGCCAGCCUGACAUCACCAGUCAGCCUGACAUCACCUGUCAGCCUGACAUCACCUGUCAGCCUGACAUCACCUGCCAGCCUGACAUCACCUGCCAGCCUGACAUCACCUGCCAGCCUGACAUCACCUGUCAGCCUGACAUCACCGGUCAGCCUGACAUCACCUGUCAGCCUGACAUCACCUGUCAGCCUGACAUCACCGGUCAGCCUGACUUCACCUGUCAGCCUGACUUCACCUGCCGGCCUGACAUCACCUGUCAGCCUGACAUCACCUGUCAGCCUGACAUCACCUGUCAGCCUGACAUCACCUGUCAGCCUGACAUCACCUGUCAGCCUGACAUCACCUGCUAG
Messenger RNA from Closterium sp. Yama58-4, 657 nucleotides. The record is from the annotation of a GenBank genome assembly. Lineage: Eukaryota; Viridiplantae; Streptophyta; Zygnematophyceae; Desmidiales; Closteriaceae.